CUAGCAGCGUUCGUGUAAACAAAACAAUUUCAAGGCACGGAGCGUCAAGCUGAGUGGUAUUUAGCGUAGCAAAUUUAGUAAUAGUAGUUUAGCAAAUUUUUUAAAACGUGUAGAUUUUGUUGAAUAUUCUGUGAAGGAGCUUUCAUAAUGCCUUUUCUGAAUACAAAUAUGACACAACCGACCAAAGCCAACCCGAAGCAUUAUGGGAUCACGUCCCCCAUCAGCCUGAAUCUUCCCGAAGAGUCGGAACUGGAGCAGACGCAGAAACUGGUGCAGGCGCUGAAGCCUUUCGGAGUGUUUGAGGAGGAGCUGGAGCUGCACCGGAGAUUCUUGGUUUUGGCAAAACUGAACACACUUGUCAAAGAGUGGAUCCAGGAGAUCAGCAGAUCCAAGAAUAUACCCACGUCACUGAUAGACAACAUUGGUGGAAAAAUAUGUACUUUCGGAUCCUAUAGGUUAGGAGUCCACACAAAAGGUGCCGAUAUUGACGCUCUCUGUGUCGCCCCUUGCCAUGUCAAUAGGACCGAAUUCUUCACUUCUUUUUACGAGAUGUUAAAAGAGCAAGAGGAGGUCAAGGAUUUAAGGGCUGUCGAGGAGGCGUUCGUCCCUGCGAUUAAACUCUGCUUUGAUGGCAUUGAGAUCGAUAUCCUGUUUGCUCGAUUAGCGCUGCAGAUCAUCCCUGAGAACCUGGACCUGCAGAAAGAUAGUUUGCUGAGGAAUAUGGAUAUCCAAUGUAUAAGGAGUCUGAACGGCUGCAGGGUGACUGACGAGAUUCUCCACCUGGUACCCAACAUCGAGAAUUUCAGACUCGCUCUUAGCGCCAUCAAACUGUGGGCUAAACGUCGCAACAUAUAUUCAAACGUCCUGGGUUUCUUGGGCGGCGUGUCGUGGGCGAUGCUGGUGGCGAGGACGUGUCAGCUUUAUCCCAAUGCUCCGGCUUCGACUCUUGUGCAUAAGUUCUUCCUGGUGUUUUCGAUGUGGAAGUGGCCUGUUCCAGUCUUUUUAAAACAGCCAGUGGACUGCAACCUCAACCUACCAGUGUGGGACCCAAGGGUGACCCCAAGUGACCGGAACCACCUCAUGCCCAUUAUCACACCAUCUUAUCCUCAGCAAAACUCCACCUACAACGUGUCCGUGUCGACCCGCAACGUCAUGGUCGAAGAGUUCAAACAGGGUCUGGUCAUCAUGGAUGAAAUAUUGCAGAACAAAGAAGACUGGUCCAAAUUAUUUGAAGCACCAAACUUCUUUCAGAAAUACAAGCAUUAUAUUGUGCUGCUUGCAAGUGCCCCUACUGAGAAACAACACCUUGAGUGGGUCGGUCUCGUCGAGUCCAAGAUCCGAGUUCUGGUGGGAAACCUGGAGAGAAAUGAGUUCAUCACUUUGGCACAUGUGAAUACACAGUCAUUCCCAGGACCCAAGGAAGACAAUAAAACGCCAGAGUUCAGCACGAUGUGGGUCAUUGGGGUCGAGUUUAGGAAUAUGGAGGGGUCUGAACUUCUUAAAGUUGACCUAACCAAUGACAUCCAGUCAUUCACAGACACAGUGUACCGUCAGGCCGCCAGCAGCAAGAUGAAUGAGUCUGAGAUGGAAAUAUCGGUGAUGCACGUGAAGAGGAAGCGGCUUCAACAGCUCCUGCCGGAUCUUGUCAUCCGAAAAAGAAAGAAGGAUUUGACUAAAGGCCUGCAUGCCGUGAAAGAAAGCACGGUGGACUUGUCUCUGGACAGUGAUAACACUAUAUCCAUGCCCUCAUGUUCAUCUCUACACAUGAACAGCUCCACAGGGACCAGUUCCAGCUCAGAUUCUCAGGGUGAGAUGGACACCUCAGGAAGCACACAUUCUGCUGCAGAAUGUCAAUCAGAUUCAACGAACCCAAGCGGGAGCAGUCCUCCUCGUGCUCACAAGAGACCGGGCUCACCAAUCCAGGAUGAGAACACCAAGAAGCACAAAUAUCAGGAGCACUCGACUGCGAAUGAUGAUAGUGUGGACGUGUCCGUGGACAAGGAGACGAACACACCCGUCCUCUCAUCCACCUGCAGUGCCAGUUCUCACCGCUCCACGGGGACCAGUUCCAGCUCAGAUUCUCAGGUUGAGACGGACACCUCAGAAAGCACACAUUCUGCUGCAGCGUGUCAAUCAGAGUCAAAGAGUUCAAGUCCUCCUCGUGCUCGCAAAAGAUCAGGCUCACCCCUCCAUGAAGAGAACGCCAAGAAGCACAAAUAUCAGGAGGUAUAUUCAGAGAACUCCACUGCCAACGUAGGUUCUCAGGAAAGGAUGGAUACAGCAGUAGACACGUGUGCUGCUGCAGUGUGUCCAUCAGAGAUGAAAACCCUCAGUCAAGGAACGAGCCAAGGAACGAGCCCUGGCUCUCCGCUUCAUGUUAAACAACCUACGGAGCUCAUGUUAGAGGAGAAACUGUCCAGCACUGAUCUCUCUGAAGUUCCUCUUCCUUCACCUAACCACAUCCGAGUGGUGAAACAUUCCAUAAAGCUCAGACUACUUAGGACAAACUGCACACUGCUGCAAACACGUGGAAUAACCACCGAAUCAGACGUAGCAUCAGUCGUGACAUAGAAAGUGGGAAACCAUUCCUCAUGUACAACUUAGAAAAGGAUCGAUCAAUCAAAAGACUAUUUAUAUGCAUUAAAUGCUGAAAAUUUUUUUGUAAAUAUAUAUUUAUAUCUUGCAAGUUGUAUGUGUAUAAUUGUUUUGUGGAACUAGGUGUUUAUUUAAACAUUAAAAAAAAGGUUCAUUUUGUCACAUUUUGUCAGUUGAUGCAA
Molecule: messenger RNA, 2777 nt
Organism: Silurus meridionalis
Lineage: Eukaryota; Metazoa; Chordata; Actinopteri; Siluriformes; Siluridae
Product: poly(A) polymerase beta-like
Exons: 24
Coding region: 148-2571 (807 amino acids)
Cellular component (GO): nucleus
Molecular function (GO): RNA binding; poly(A) RNA polymerase activity
Source: RefSeq, a predicted model, not a curated record